Lemur catta (Ring-tailed lemur) is the source of this 2738-nucleotide messenger RNA. RefSeq names its product SMAD family member 3 (gene SMAD3). Gene Ontology annotation, cellular component: heteromeric SMAD protein complex. Gene Ontology annotation, biological process: anatomical structure morphogenesis; SMAD protein signal transduction; regulation of transcription by RNA polymerase II. Gene Ontology annotation, molecular function: DNA-binding transcription factor activity, RNA polymerase II-specific; I-SMAD binding; RNA polymerase II cis-regulatory region sequence-specific DNA binding. The record is from RefSeq and is a predicted model, not a curated record. The transcript is spliced from 9 exons. Bases 506 to 1783 code for a protein of 425 amino acids. Lineage: Eukaryota; Metazoa; Chordata; Mammalia; Primates; Lemuridae.
CCCCGGGCCGGCCGAGCGAGCGAGCGGGCGAGCCGGGAGGAGGAGGGAAGCGGGGGGCGAGGCCGCAAAGGCGGAGGGAUCUGCGCAUCAAAGGGAGCGAGGCGAGCAAAGUUUGGCUGGGGGUUGGACUUUCCUUCCCGGAGGCGGCACCCAAACAGCAACCCCGUGCGGAAACCCAAACUUUGUGCUGCCACUCCGACUCCCGCGGCCGCCGCCUCCGCCCCGCGCCCGGGGCCUUCCCGACUCGGCGCCGCUGCCGCCUGCCCGCCCGCCCCGCCGCCCUUCUCUCCGCCGGGAAGCCGCUCCGGGCUCAGGGCCGCGCGCCGAGCCCCGCAGGCUGCAACGCCGCGGCCCGGCCCGGCGCACCGGCAAGUUCGCCGAGAGUUGAGGCGAAGUUUGGGCGGCCGCAGCCGGCCCGGGCCGAGCUCCCUUCUGCGCCCCCGGCGUCCCGCCGAGCCCAGCCCCGCCGGGGGCGCCCCUCGCCGCCCGCGCGCCCUUCCCAGCCAUGUCGUCCAUCCUGCCCUUCACCCCCCCGAUUGUAAAGCGCCUGCUGGGCUGGAAGAAGGGCGAGCAGAACGGGCAGGAAGAGAAGUGGUGUGAGAAGGCAGUCAAGAGCUUGGUCAAGAAGCUCAAGAAGACGGGGCAGCUGGACGAGCUGGAGAAGGCCAUCACCACGCAGAACGUCAACACCAAGUGCAUCACUAUCCCCAGGUCCCUGGACGGCCGGCUGCAGGUGUCCCAUCGGAAGGGGCUCCCCCAUGUCAUCUACUGCCGCCUGUGGCGGUGGCCCGACCUGCACAGCCACCAUGAGCUGCGGGCCAUGGAGCUGUGUGAGUUCGCCUUCAACAUGAAGAAGGAUGAGGUCUGUGUGAAUCCCUACCACUACCAGAGAGUAGAGACGCCAGUUCUACCUCCUGUGUUGGUGCCACGCCACACAGAGAUCCCGGCCGAGUUCCCCCCGCUGGACGACUACAGCCAUUCCAUCCCCGAAAACACUAACUUCCCCGCGGGCAUCGAGCCCCAGAGCAAUAUUCCAGAGACCCCACCCCCUGGCUACCUGAGUGAAGAUGGAGAAACCAGCGACCACCAGAUGAACCACAGCAUGGACGCAGGUUCUCCAAACCUAUCCCCGAAUCCGAUGUCCCCAGCACACAAUAACUUGGACCUGCAGCCUGUCACCUACUGCGAGCCGGCCUUCUGGUGCUCCAUCUCCUACUACGAGCUGAACCAGCGCGUCGGGGAGACAUUCCACGCCUCGCAGCCAUCCAUGACGGUGGACGGCUUCACCGACCCCUCCAACUCGGAGCGCUUCUGCCUGGGCCUGCUCUCCAACGUCAACAGGAACGCCGCGGUGGAGCUCACUCGGAGGCACAUCGGGAGAGGCGUGCGGCUCUACUACAUUGGAGGGGAGGUCUUCGCAGAGUGCCUCAGCGACAGCGCUAUUUUUGUCCAGUCUCCCAACUGUAACCAGCGCUAUGGCUGGCACCCAGCCACCGUCUGCAAGAUCCCACCAGGAUGCAACCUGAAGAUCUUCAACAAUCAGGAGUUCGCAGCCCUCCUGGCGCAGUCUGUCAACCAGGGCUUCGAGGCCGUCUACCAGCUGACUCGGAUGUGCACCAUCCGCAUGAGCUUCGUCAAAGGCUGGGGUGCGGAAUACAGGAGACAGACAGUGACCAGCACCCCCUGCUGGAUUGAGCUACACCUGAAUGGGCCUUUGCAGUGGCUUGACAAGGUCCUCACUCAGAUGGGCUCCCCAAGCAUCCGCUGUUCCAGCGUGUCUUAGAGACAUCGGGUGUGAAGGGGGAGGGUGGGGAGGGCGGGCUUGGGGAAAUGGCCAUGUAGGAGGUGGAGAAGAUUGGAACUCUACUCAACCCAUUGUUGUCAAGGAAGAAGUUUUUCUCCCUCAACUAAAGUGGCACCAGCCUGUUCUGCAAAACACAAAAGCAAACCCAGAGAUGGAUUUUAUGAACAACUGUUUCUGCUGAACGCAUCUGCCCUUUGGUGCCAGCUUCAAGGGCAAGUGGCUUCCGGUCUGAUGGUCUGAGUGAACAGAACAGGUAGUGUUUCACCACCUGCCCCCAACCGCCAGCCUCCUUCCUUUUUGGAUGACAGCAAUCUGGGAUGUCACAGUCCAACUGAAAUGCCCCCCUGUCCGGGACUGGAUUGUGGAGUUCGCCUUGGAAGGGUGUUCUUGGUAGGAAAAGCCUGCAGGGCCGUGAACAGACCUCACGCCCAGCUCUCAGCGCUUUUGACGAAGGCUUCGACUGAGCACUCCUGACCAAGCCCCACCACUCCAGCAGACCCUGCGCCUCGGGAGCCAGAUUGACUUGGGGUGGGGAGGGGACUUGCCUGUCCCCCGCCCCUCUCAGAACAUACCAGUUGGCCUGGGCGUGUUCAGCAGAACAUGUGCACGGGACAGUGGGAAUUGGUGAGAGCCACCUCUUCUUUAAAAACUUAAAUUUGUCCUUUUUCACUUUGAAAAGUCGGAAGGAUCUGCUGCAGCUCAGUGCGUAUGCAGUGUAGAGUUUGUUAUCACAGUAAUCUCAAAGAGAUUUGAAUGAUGGUAAGUGUCCACGUGAAGCGGGAGGCCGUGGCCACGGGAUGGCGUUCAGGCUGAGGCAGCACCAUCCUGAGUGCAUCCCUGUCAUCUGUAAGAGCUCGCUCCAGAUUCGGAUGCAUACGGCUAUAUUGAUUUAUGUAGUCAGUUGCAGUAAUUAAAUCAGCUUUAUCAUAUGCUC